Molecule: messenger RNA, 2180 nt
Organism: Phragmites australis (common reed)
Lineage: Eukaryota; Viridiplantae; Streptophyta; Magnoliopsida; Poales; Poaceae
Product: protein JINGUBANG-like
Exons: 1
Coding region: 415-1725 (436 amino acids)
Molecular function (GO): protein binding
Source: RefSeq, a predicted model, not a curated record
UGUCUCCCAACAUGGUAAGGCAAAUGAUGUGUAUCUGCAUUUCUGGACAGAUCUAUCUGAAACUGUUUCUCUGCAAGAAACAAUGAGUGCACGAGAUCACCUUUUCCUGCUAUAAAGUCUCCAUGAAUGAUCCAGGCAAAGCUAGUCGAUAUACUAGCACAUAAUUUUAUCUUUGAAUGCAGCCAUCUUAACUCAGACAUUUUACCAAGAUUUUUGUCCCCAGAAUCUAAAGCAUGCUAGACUGUCUUUUCCCCCACUUUAGUCCCUGUCAGAUGGAUCUUUCUGCACUCCAUUCUCAUCUUCCUUUCUGAAGCGCAUCAAUUAAGUAUAACGAAAUCUUUCAAGUCACUUACUAUAAAGAUAAUCCACUUACUGCCUUGCUGAUGUUUAUCAUAACCUUCUUUCUGUGCUUCCAUGCGGGUUGCACAUUGCAGUAUUGCUGUGAGCUCGUCUCUGAUGACUGGUUUCAUGAGUUCUUCUGGUAUACAAGAAGAAACCCAAGCCCAGGAUGUGUCCCGGGAACAAACCACAUCAUUCUUAUCGCAAUCGAGUCACCCUUCCGUGCAGUAUUCCCAAAACCCAAACUACCCAAGUUUGAGCCCAUGCCUCUACCGGUGCAUUGCCACUCUCAAGGGCAGCUCAUCUUAUGUCUCCGGUUUCGCCGUCGACGGCGACACGCUCUACAUCGCCUCGUCGGACGGACACGUCAGACUGUGGCCGCUGGACAUGGCCAUGGACGUGCAACGGGCUGAGCAGUCCAGCUCUACGGUUGCAAUCACCAAUACUUGCAUAAAGUGUGUCGUCGCCACCCGCAACGGACUCGUGAGCUCGCAUCAGGACGGCAAGAUCAGAGUGUGGCAAACAGGUCGGAGGAGCGGGAGCUGCCACCUCGCUCUGCGUGCCGUCCUGCCGACCGCCGCGGACUGCCUGCGCACGUUCCUGUUCCCCAAGAACUACGUCGAGGUCCGGCGGCACCGGAAGCGCACCUGGGUGCACCACGUCGACGCGGUCACCGCGCUCGCGCUGUCCCCGGACGGCGUGCACAUGUACUCCGUGUCGUGGGACCGGAGCCUCAAGGUGUGGCGGCUGCCCGGCUUCCGCUGCGUCGAGUCCGUCUCUCCGGCUCACGACGAUGCCAUCAACGCCGUGGCCGUGUCGGCCGAUGGGCACGUGUACACCGGGUCGGCCGACAAGACGAUCAAGGCGUGGAGGCGCCACCCGGGGCAGAGGAAGCUCGCGCUGGUCGGCACCAUGGGGCACCACAAGGCGGCGGUGAACGCGCUGGCAUUCGGUGUCGGCGGGCAGGUGCUCUACUCCGGCUCGUGUGACAUGACUGUCAUCGUGUGGGAAAGUGCAGGCGGGGGCAUGACCGCCACCAGCACGCUCAGGGGGCACACGAGGGCCGUACUGUGCCUGGCCGCGGCCGGGGACGUGGUGUGCAGCGGUUCGUCAGACAGGACGGUGAGGGUGUGGAGGCGAGGAGCGGCAGCGGUGGGCUAUACGUGUCUGGCCGUGCUGGACGGCCAUACCGGAGCAGUGAAGAGCUUGGCGGUGGUGGGUAAAAUGGCAGGUGAUCACGACAGCUCGUGCGACGAGUGCUGUUCAAGCCGUGGCUGCUCUGCAAUUCUUGUCUGCAGCGGUUCGUUGGACUGUGAUGUGAAGAUUUGGAAGGUGAUUGUUUCUUGUUUACGACUUGGAGUGCUGCAGCUGUGCGCAGAUGAAUAGCUUCUGGAGCUGCGUCUGCGUGCUUCGGCAUUUUGGACGACCAAAAGAGCUCAAAGUUCGUUUACUUUGGGGGUUUCAUGGGAAUGUAGUACUAGCUUAGUUAGGUCGCUAGAUGCAAGGUCGUGUUUCUAUCAGUCGACUUCUUUUUUUGCUGGGUACGUCUUGGGGCAUGGCGGCACCCGAUUUUUCAUUUUUUCCUCGGUACGCCACCUUCCUCCCUUACCUUCACACCUCUCUCGCCCUAUCCUGCAGCUCGCGCGAUGCCUGCGAGCAGCACUGACGAGUUCCCACCUCCUCCCUCUCCUCCUCCAUUGCCUCGGGUGAUCUCUCUUCUCACGCACUCAUCCCGCUCCUACCAUUCGUCCUCAUCUUCGACGUAACCUGUUGCCAAAAACACCCCCACCUCAAACCCUGCCCACCAUCCGCUACCACAGAAACAAUGAAAACAGACAGAG